Messenger RNA from Eptesicus fuscus (big brown bat), 2861 nucleotides. RefSeq names its product embryonal Fyn-associated substrate (gene EFS). Gene Ontology annotation, molecular function: protein binding. The coding region runs from base 615 to 2291 and encodes 558 amino acids. NCBI's taxonomy places the organism in Eukaryota, Metazoa, Chordata, Mammalia, Chiroptera, Vespertilionidae. The record is from RefSeq and is a predicted model, not a curated record. The transcript is spliced from 6 exons. Gene Ontology annotation, cellular component: cytoplasm; focal adhesion; plasma membrane. Gene Ontology annotation, biological process: cell surface receptor protein tyrosine kinase signaling pathway; cell migration.
GCAAGUUUGAAGAGGGGCACAUGGCCCCGUUCUAGCUUUCCCUCCGUCCCCAGCAGCGAGGCCGCCGCAUUGCUCCUGCCGCCCCGACCACGGCCCCGGGAGCCUCGCUCUCCGGUCCCGGGUGGGGUUGGGCUGGUUCCCAAACUCGCUGGUCCAGCCCAACCGCCCCGGCGGCUUCUCCCAGCCCUCGGGGCCACUCUGGGCGCCCUGGAGAGGCGUCGAGCGCCUUAGCCCCCUCCUCCUAGCCUGCCCCUGCCCCGCGAGGGAGCCGGACCCUGCGGACCUGGGGUGUCUCCACGGCCUGGGGCAGGCAGCUCCGGGGGCCUGGCCCACCCGGCGGCCCCCGGGAGGCCGCGGGGACAGUGCGGAGCGCGCGCCUUUGGAUAAGGUCCCGCAGCGACGCCCCAGCCCGCCCCGCUGCUCCUCCUCCUGCCUGGCCAAGCUGCCUCCCAUUUGGGGAGUUUGUGGGUUUUCUCUUUCUCCUCCUCCAACCUCUGCGGAGGCCACGACUCAGGCGCCAAAGCUGGGGGCCGCCUCCAUGGUGCGGGGCAGCCGCUGCUGAAGUCAGCGAAACUGAGCCUGGCCUGGAGCAGGCCACGCCGGAGGCCAAGGCCAUGGCCAUAGCCACGUCGGCCCAGCUGGCCCGGGCACUCUACGACAACACCGCCGAGUCCCCCCAGGAGCUGUCCUUCCGCCGAGGGGAUGUUCUACGGGUGCUGCAGAGGGAGGGUGCAGGUGGGCUGGACGGCUGGUGCCUCUGCUCCCUGCAUGGCCAGCAGGGCAUUGUGCCCGCCAACAGAGUGACGCUCCUUCCUGAUGGCCCGGCACCCAAGCCCAGCCUCUCCCAGGUGCCCCCAGCCGAGCCUGGCUCACCAUAUCCAGCCCCAGAGCACAGCAAUGAAGACCAGGAGGUGUAUGUGGUGCCACCCCCAGCUCGGCCCUGUCUGACCUCAGGAUCUCCAACUGGACUCUGCCUGCCCUCGCCUGACCCCAUCUACAAGGUCCCCAGAGGCAGCGGGACCCAACUGGCUGCCCCUGGAGGUGUCUUGGAGGUCUACGACGUGCCCUCCUCUGCCCUCCGAGUUCCCUCCAGUGACCCCUAUGACUCCCCUGCCUCCUUUUCCCGCCCUCUGGCCCGGGUCACCCCACAGUCCCCUGGCGAGGACGAAGCUCCCUAUGAUGUGCCCCUGGCCCCAAAGUCACCGUCAGAGCUGGAGCCAGAUCUGGAGUGGGAGGAGGGCCGAGAACCGGGGCCCCCCCUCUAUGCUGCCCCCUCCAACCUGAAACGGGCAUCCGCUCUGCUCAAUCUGUAUGAAGCGCCCGAGGAGCUGCUAGCCGAUGGGGAAGGCAGCACUGAUGAGGGCAUCUACGACGUGCCCCUGCUGGGCCCAGAGGCACCUCCAGAGCCCCCAGGAGCCUCCACCUCCAAUGACCCGGACACCCUGGCCCUGCUUCUAGCCAGAAGCCCUCCGCCCUCACACAGGCCCCGGUUGCCCUCUGCAGAGAGCCUGUCCCGCCGCCCUCUGCCUGCCCUGCCUGUCCCUGAGGCCCCCAGUCCUUCCCCGGCUCCUUCUCCUGCUCCAGGCAGAAAGGGCAGCAUCCAGGACAGGCCUCUGCCCCCACCUCCACCCCGCCUGCAUGGCUACGGGGGCCCUAAGGUCGAGGGGGAUUCAGAGGGCCGGGAGGCGGAGGACGGUUCAGCGGGACACCACAAUGAGUAUGAGGGCAUCCCGGUGGCCGAGGAGUACGACUACGUCCACCUGAAGGGUGUGGAUAAAGCUCAGGGAUCUAGGCCCCUGGACAAAGCCUUGCCCGGGGAUCCUGAAGCGCUGGAGAGGGGGCCACCGGAGCAGCAGGAGGUCCUGUCCCCAGGGGAGCAUCUGGUUCUGCCCGCCGGAGACCGGCAGCUCCUGCACUUCUAUGCAGGGCAGUGCCAGAACCACUACUCAGCACUGCAGGCAGCCGUGGCAGCCCUGAUGUCCAGCAGCAGGGCCAACCAGCCCCCACGCCUCUUCGUGCCCCACGGCAAGCAGGUGGUGGUGGCUGCUCACCGCCUGGUGUUCGUUGGGGACACCCUGGGCCGGCUGGCAGCCUCCGCCCCUCUCCGAGCACAGGUUGGGGCUGCAGGUACAGCGCUGGGCCAGGCAUUGCAGGCUACGGUGCUCGCUGUCAAGGGGGCUGCUCUGGGCUACCCAUCUGGCUCUGCAGCCCAAGAGAUGGCACAGUGCGUGACACAGCUGGCGGGGCAGGCCCUGCAAUUCACCACCCUGCUCACCAGCCUGGCCCCCUGAGGGCCCCCAGCCCUGCUCUGCCCCUCCCCUGCCUGCCAGAGCUCCCUCCAGUCCUUGGGCAGCUGGAGGUCUCUGCCUUAGGCACCAGGAGAAGUGGCAGUCUUUCCCCCUUCCUGUCCCUUCCAGUCAUCUCAAUCUCUCAGAGGCGUCUCUUCCCUCCAUCCACAGCUUUUUGUAUGAGCCAUUUUGUAUAAAUUAUUUUUAUUUAAUAUUAUUCCCUGCUUUGUCAGGAGCAGGUGCCAGGCCCUCUGGGGCAGCGGGGAACUGGACUCUUCCUCCUCUGUCAGCCUGGGGUGGAGGUACUUGGUCACGGCACUGCCGCCCACCUCUGCAAGCUUGGCCCCACAGAGACUCAGGUGACGGAAACCUAGGCCACCCGGAGCCCUUUUCUGGUCCUGUUUCUUGGCUGUACAGCACCUGUGCCUCACUGUUAGUUGAGAAUAAGAGCAGUACACUGAUUGCCGGGAAUGUGAGGGUCUGGGAGAGGCCAGAGACCUCCUUCCCACAGGAAGCUGGAGAGAGCUGGCCUCAGGCACUGGGUGUGCUUCUCAAUAAAACCUGCUGUCUGGC